Molecule: messenger RNA, 1035 nt
Organism: Aspergillus neoniger CBS 115656
Lineage: Eukaryota; Fungi; Ascomycota; Eurotiomycetes; Eurotiales; Aspergillaceae
Product: ankyrin repeat protein
Exons: 1
Coding region: 193-984 (263 amino acids)
Molecular function (GO): protein binding
Source: RefSeq, a predicted model, not a curated record
CAACGGUGCUACUCCUUUUAUAACGGCCGUGGCUGGAAGACAUGACUUGAUAGUUCGGCUUCUCUUAAACUACAAACCUCAGCUUGACUCACAAGACAAUUUUGGAGAAACAGCAUUGAUCUGUGCAGUCAGGCGUGGCUCCGAUGAGGCGUUGAGUCUACUGCUACGAAAUGGCUCCAAUUUAAACAUCCAAUGCAGAAAGGGUAUGACCGCUUUGAUUCGUGCAGCUCUUGUGAGAGAUGUGAAAAAGCCCGUCUCUUGCUGGCAGCUAAGCCGCAGAUUGACAUCCGCAAUGAGACAGGCGCCACGGCUUUGAUUUGCGCAUCCCGGAAAGGGUGCUACAAGAUCGUUGAUGCACUAAUUCAGAAUGGAGCCCAUCUGGACAUUGAAGACAAUGACGGUCAGACGGCUCUGCUCUUCGCUAUGCAAUACAAUCACGAGGCAGUAACGGCUUUGCUGAUACAAAGUGAGGCAAACGUCGAGGCAGCCACAGAUAAAGACGGAUGGUUCCCGCUAUAUCAUGCUGUUGAUAGAUGUUGGAGUAAUAUCGUUCGUCAACUAGUAGCAAAGGGCGCAGACGUGAACCGCCAGGAUGUGGAUGGCAAAACAGCCCUGAUUUAUGGCUGUAGCUACAGUAGAAGCACUGAUUGCAUUCGUUCCCUUCUGGAACUUAGCGCUCAACUCGACAUUCAGGAUGACUGGGGAAGAACUGCUUUGAUGUGUGCAGCUCAAUCGUGCUACGACGAGAUGGUCAGUAUCCUAUUAGAAAGCGGCGCUGACUGGAAGGUUCGCGAUAAUGAGGGACGGACGGCCUUGUUUUAUGCACACACAAAGUGCGACUCGUUUCUUGAACGGCAGGACAAACGUGACAGAAUAAUCCAGGCGUUGCUGCCUUAUGAAAAAUAUCUUGAUGGGACGGAAGCGGGAAAGGAGGCAGCUCAGUCUGAUGAUGACACAGCCUGCGAAGACCAGGUUUUAUCUUGAAGUGAAUAAACGAGUUACUCCCUCUAGAUUCAACGAUUGAAAUCAAGGAUU